This is a messenger RNA of Penaeus indicus, 9417 nucleotides long. RefSeq names its product maestro heat-like repeat-containing protein family member 1 (gene c11.1). Bases 207 to 5219 code for a protein of 1670 amino acids. NCBI's taxonomy places the organism in Eukaryota, Metazoa, Arthropoda, Malacostraca, Decapoda, Penaeidae. The transcript is spliced from 27 exons. The record is from RefSeq and is a predicted model, not a curated record. Gene Ontology annotation, cellular component: cytoplasm.
CCCGCUCAAGCCGAAGCCAAAGCGGGGGAUUCGGACAGUCCCAUUUUGUAAACAUUAACAGCUGUUUCGUCUUCCUUCUGCUUCGGCCACGUCUGGUUCUUAUCCGGAAAUACACCGCCUUAUCCGGACUAUGACUGCAUGAGUGAUUGCUUGCGUGUCAGGUCGUGGUUGUCGCCGGAAAUAAGCCGGAAAUAAGUCCUUGCAAGAUGCAGGUCAAGGAGAAGGAGAGAGGAUUGGUCUGGGGUCUCCUCGAGUCAGCAGGGGACACUAAUGAGGGUGUACGGCAGACAGUUGCUGGAUCCCUCAUAACGCUGGGCCACAAGCAUCCUGGCUUUGUUUUGUCGUCAAUUCAUAAGUUUAUUUCAAGUCCACAGACGGCACCAAAGGUGCAGGUACAAUCCAUAUUAUACAAUACAGCAGAGAACAUAGUGCGUGAAUGUGGUGAAAAGAUUGACGACAAGGAGUUGAUAGACACAUGGACAGAUGCAGCAGUUAAACUUUUAACAUUGCCUUCUGUGGCACCAGAUCUGCAAGAAGCUGCGUCAGGCUUGAUGGUUGCUUUGGGCAGUAAUCCCAAGCAUUGUUCAGCUGUGAUGGAGACUUUAGUUGGUCAAAUUCAGGCUGGCACCCUCCCUUCACAAAGCAUUGCAGAGACUCUAGGUGCACUGGCUGUUGUUAAUGUCACAGGAACUGUCCCUUUCAUUAAAGUCUUGUUGGGUUUAAUUGUGCAGUGUCUUCCAUCAGUAAAGCAGGACAACUUGAAAGUGGCUUUAGCAAUGAUGCUGAGCAAGUUCUGUGAGACAAUUCAGGAGGCAAUAGCAAACAAGGAACCUGAUCCUGACAUCAGUGUGGAAGCUUACAUGACAGAGAGUGCUGCAAUAUUUGAAGCCUUAGUUAGCCUUUGGUUAAAGAGCUCCAAUUCUCUAGUUCGCCAAGAGACGAUUGUUUGCUUGGGGCACAUGAGCCAUCUCCUCCCUAAGGAGAAACUAGAGGAACUUGCAGGGUUAGUGGUAACGACCAUUCUCUCUCUGUAUCGGAAGGCUUCAUCCCCGUACAGUCUUACCUUCUCCCUGGCUCUAAUCACUGAUGCAAUGCUAAAGAAUAACCUCACCGAAGGCAUGAAGUUCCAUGUUGACCAUUUACUAGGUUGUGUGUUCAACCAGGUGUGUGUUAUUCCUAAUUAUUCAGAGCCAUUCACUGUAAAGAACCAUUAUGAAGUUCUAAGAUGUUAUGAACUUCUGGCAAAACAUUUUCCAGAAAAUGUCAUGACACACUUGCUGCAGAGGUUAGAGAAUGCAAGUCACAUGCAGAGGGUAGGUGCCUUGAUAGUAUCAAAGCACCUUGUAAAUAGCAAGACCCUGACUGACGCUAAUAUAUCUAACUUGAUAUCAGCAUUGAAUCCUCUCCUAAGUGAUCCCAACAGUAAAGUGGUAAAGAGUUUUACACAGGUUAUUGUUGCUCUCUGCCAUAAUUGCCAUUUGGAUGCACAGAGUGGCGCUCCCUUCAUUACAUACCUAGUGAAACACUCGGCUGGGGUAUCAACACCUCAGACACGAAGACCUUCUCUUGCUGAGCCAGAUGGAGAAUCGGUGUCUGAGGUAAGUCGUAGGGUGCUCCAUCUUUUGGCUACGACUGUGGAUGGGGCCAGGCCAUUAUUGUGGCCUCAUUUGUUGAACUUUGUAUGUACUCCUGAGUAUGAGACAAGUUUAGCAACUACUCUAGGUUGUCUGGCUCAUCUUGCCAACAACAGUAAACCAGAAGAAGAGAAAGGGCCACUGUUAACAGGCCCACCAGGUCCUCCAACGGCCCAUGUCUUGCUGGCACGUCUUUUAGUGCUGAGCUGCAUUCCUGGAGAUGGAACCAUAGGCACUGCAGCUCUCACACUUCUUCAAGGUUUAGCACCACAUGUCAACCCUCAAGUGGUGGAACCCUGGAGCCAGCACCUCCCACAGCUGCUGGCAACAUUGCAUGAUUUUACAGCGAAAGGGGAUGCUGAACCAUCAGCAAUUCAGAUGUGGCACGAUUCUCUCAGGGAUUUCCUUGCAUCCACAAUCAUGAACAUCAACAGUGAAGAAUUUACUAUUAGUGUUGGAGUGGCUCAGAUGGACCAACUUCACCUAUAUGAUAAACAGCAGGCACAGCUCUGUUUCUUGAUGUCGCUGAUUGGAGUCACGUUAAAGCACAUGUCCAAUAAAACCUUUGUGGCCACAACCCUCGACUCUUUGUUCAAUGCUACUAGUCAUAAAUCAGCGGUUGAGCGAGAGAGCCUGGCCUUGUCUGUAGGUACCGCAGCUGCUACUCAUACAGACCUUGUUCUAACUCACAUAGACAUGUGGCUCAAGACAGCAGAUCCUGCCAAAAAAUCCCUGUCAUUCUUCAAUUUGAUCAAGCAAGAUACACGAGUGGAAGAAUCGUCCUGGAUGCGAGCCAGUAUAGUGUUAUGCCUCGGACAGAUUUCCACUUUGGCUCCAGCAAGUGUAAUUGGAAGCCGUGUCGAUGGCCCCAUCAUGCUUCAUCUUCUUAAUAUCAUUAAUAGUAACAAGAGUGAAAUGGUGAAUGAAGCAGUUCUGCACGCUAUUAGCAAUAUUGCCCGGGCCCUUACUCGCCUCCCAGACUUCAAGCUUCGUCAACGGCCUUUGCUUAUUACACAUCUAGUCAACACAUCCAGGAGCGAAGGCCUUCCACAUCCUGUGCUUGCUAGCGUCCUGCAGGCCCUGAGAGAUCUUGCUGCUCUUGAGCCACAGCUGAAUGUAGAAGAGAGAACAAUCAUUCUGCAAGCAGGACUGAAUGCUACAUUGCCACGUUUCUCUCAAGCGGAGAAUGUUGACCCAUACCUUACGAAAUGCAAUGCCCAACUAAGUGUUCUCAUCAGAACUAUCAUUCAGAAGGACACAAAUCCAGCCACCUUAGAUGAUGUGACAACACUUCUGCAGUCAUGGACAGUUGCACCUGCUGAGCUAAUAAGGAUUAAAUCUGUUGAACUCCUUCACACAGCACUUCGUACUUAUUAUGACCAUUUAACCUUUACAAUUGAGGGACCAACAAACUUCAACCAGACCUGUCAACUUCUGGCCUUCCUUACACCUCGCCUGAGUGACCCAAGCUCCCAAGUGCGAACACAAGCAGUGGGCAGUGUCUACAUGGUGUUACGCAUAGCAGGACGUUACAAUGGCCAGACUCCUGAUCACGCUGAUGAUGACCUCGAACUGCUGAAGACUGCUGAAGAACAGAUAUCAGUUGAUGACCCACAGAGGAUAGACAACCUUGUCAAGGAUGUUGGCACGGUCAUUAGCAACAAGUUAACAUUUGUGCAGCUGAGGUCGUUCUUAUCAUGUGUAGUCGUGGGUCUGCAGGACAGAUUAGGAGAGUCCUCAUCGGGAGUUGCACUUGUAAUUACCACUAUAUUUACUCUCCGUGGACAUCAGCUUCACCAGCACAUAAAGGAGAUCCUAGAUUCAAUAUACACUCGCCUUGAGAAGGUUAGUCACAAGGAGACUCGGAAGAGAUCCGUGGAAGCACUGACUCAACUGUCUGCUCACAACCUGAAUCUAGUCUUGGAUACCAUGCUCAAUUAUCCUCUUCCAUAUGAAAGUGGCGUGUCAGGUACAUGGCGUAAUUUAGGUCACGAUCCAAAGCUUUGCGAGUCGGCUUUAGAGCAUCUGAAGCAGAUUAUGGAACGCACCCAGCUGUUCACUGAGCAGCCUACAGCUUCCGAUUCUACUGUCAGGAUCGCUACUCUUCCCCCUCUCUCAGCUAUUUGUGGUCUCACUGAACUCAUUCACGACCUGAGACCUGCCGCUAAGAGUGAGCAAGAAGACAAGGAAUGGGAAACAUUGGAAGUGAGUGAACCAGAAGAGGAGCAACAAUCCUGGCCAGAUUCCCAGAAAAUUAUUGCAGAGAAUUUCCCAUCCUUAACAGCGCUCCUCUUACUCUCGUAUGGUUCCUACGUAGGGGUCGUGGCACCGUUACACCAGACGGGGGGCACGAACUCAAAGAGUGCCUUUAAUUUCAUCCCAAACAGAGGGGCAACUGGGCUGGUGCCAACAAAAAUUGUUCUGCGGUGUCUUAGGUCACUAAUAGACGUCAUAAACUGCAAAUCUCUCAGUGUUGUUCUGGCAAACAAAAUCAGAGAUGAAGAAGAAGAUACCACUGAGAUAUUCCUGCAUAGCAUAUCAGAAAUCACAGCGAUGUUAGUUCAUGAAGCGCCUAAACACGUAGAGAAGCUAGUCACCCAUCUAGACUCUCACCAUGCCUAUGAGAUGCAGAGAGUUACUGUUGCAGCUGUCUUUGCUCAGUUGAUUGCUGAAAAGUGUGGUGGAAACUACGAACUUCUGGAAAGUAUUACUGACGGUUUGCUGUCGAGGUUGAAUGAUCGAUCGGUACAUGUCCGGCGUCUGGCUGUGCGAGGACUUGCCAACUUUGCGCAUCUUCAGCAAAAUCAAACAUAUUUCCCUCAGUGGUUUGGGGUUUCAGAGAAGCUUACCGAAAUUAUCACCGCUCUUGUGGGUGCCACCGAUCAACGUGAAGGAGGAGGCACUGACAACAGUAACGUGGAAACUCAGGUUGCCUUGGAAGCCUUGAGGGGUCUUGCUGCUCUCCUUCCCCGUCUGCCUCAGGAGACAGUCCUCCAGCACACGCCCACACUCCUCAUCAGGAUCAGGCUUUUCUCCGAGAAGUCGUCUGGUGAGGUCCGUGAAGCAGGACUGGGUGUUCUGCGGGGCCUUGCUUCAUCUGUAGGAAGUACAGAAGAGUUCCGAGAGCAGUUGCAUCUUCACCUGUUGGCUUCUCUGGUUCACUUGGCUGAUCCUUACCCUCCAACUGUUGUGAUGUGCAAGAGUGCUCUGCAGGCACUGGGUCCACACCUGGGCUCUGAAGCAAUGAACUCGAUGUUCCAGAAUCAUUUGAUACCAAGUGGGGUGUUGAACUAUCAUCAGUUCAUCACAGACCUGACCAAACAUAUGGUAACGGAUUUAAAGGAUCAUCUCGGGUUCUUUAUCCAAGCUACAUCUGCUUACUUUAAAAGUCCUGAACCAUCGUUACGGAGAGCUGCUGCUUUAUUGAUCGGCAAUCUUGUUUACCACUGUGAGAGCUGUGAGGAUCUGAACAUAUCAACAGUCAGCCAUGGGUUAUCGUUUCUCCUGCGAGACCAGGAUCCAUCUGUUCGCACCGCUGCGGCCAUUGCCAUACCCCUACUCUUUAGGCACAUUGACCUUAUGUAAACAUUCUAGCUAUGCAAUGCAUGAUGUUGUUCAGAUUGUGUCUUCUCCUACCAUGCAUCUUUUACUUUGUAUAUUAUUUUUAAAAAUAUGUAUUUCUUUUGGCAAGAUAAUGAUUAUGCUUCAUUAGUAUGUACAGAAUCAGUAUGUAUGUAUGUGGUGUGUGUCAGCACACACACGCACACACACACACACACACACGCACACACACACACACACACACACACACACACACACACACACACACACACACACACACACACACACACACACACACACACACACACACACACACACACACACACACACACACACACACACACACACACGCACGCACACACACACAUGUGUAGUCAAGUCUUUCUGUAGCUAAAGUUUCACUUUUACAAGUAUCAAAAGAUUAAAUUACAUGAGGUACUUUUCAGAACUUCCUUAAAAAAAAAUAGUAAAAAAAUACAAUAAUAGCUAGUUAAACAGGCAAUAGUCAAAUCAGCUUUUGGAUCCUCCUAACUUGCUACAAUGAUAGUGCAUGUCAUAGGCUCUCUUUGUUAGCACAACUUACUUGGAAGCAUUAUACUCAAUUUAUGGAUCUUUUCUCAGCUAUUGUCUUUUCUACAAGGAUCACUAUUUCGAUUAAACAUUUUGCAGAAUAUGUGACACAAAACUAUAGCAACAGCAAGUCAGUGAUUCCCUUUCAUGGUUUCCUGGAAUCUUAAUGCUUAAUAGAAGUCGAAUCUUUAGGGUUUAGUGUCACUCGGCUUAAAAUGCACUUUGUUUUUUUUUUCGAGGAGGAUUAUUUGAUAUUAUUAGUACGUGUGCAUAUGAUCAUGCAAAUGUACAUGUGAUAUUUGUUUCGAUAUGAUUGGAAAGAACUGAUAUUAGAAUUUCAGACGCUUUAUUUCAGUUAACGGAUACUCUUAAUUAGUUACGAAAGGUUUUGAUUCCUCGUUACUCAUGAAAUGUGUUUAGAUACUUUCUUUGCAAUGCCUGAUGGCGAAAAAUAAAGAAAAGAGUAAAAAUCACAGAACACAUACAACCACUGACUGAUUUUUAGGUUUAUGACACUGUAAAUAUUCUUGGUAAGGAUGUAUUUUUAUACUUAUUGAUAUGUGUAUCCUAUAUAAUUAUACUUAGUUAUGUAUGCAUGGUACUUUGUGCUAUAGAGAUAUGCAAUACAGGGACUGAUACCCUGAAGAGAUGCAACUGCUUUCAUGGCAGUGCCUAAGCAAAUGCAAAUAUUCAGAUUGUAUGUAUAUUUAUGUCUGUAAGUAUAUAAAGUAAAAUUCAGUUAUUCAGUGGCUCCCUGUAUCCAAAAUAUUGCAACAUGCACUCAUGGACUCAAAUAUCUGCAUUUAUAAUUUAGGGUCACUUGAGAAACAAAAAUAUAUUUUUACCUGUGGACAGUAAUAUCAACAUUUACUGAAUGCUAUGGCCUUUGGCCUUUUCUAAAAGCCUUUACUGUUAUACUCCUUUAUGUCAUAUGCAUCAUUUUAAUAUUGAUUUAUCUUGAAAAGCAUUCUCAAGUAACCAUAUUGAAGAAGACGUGAAUAGUGCUGGUUUUACACUUAUUGAUUGUAUAUCUGUACUAGUGUAAUUAUAAUAGUGUGUCAUUGUGGUUGAAAGUUAAUUGGAGUAAUAUAUUUUUUAUAGUUUCAUAAUACUCUUGGAGCAGAAGACAAUAGAAGAAAGUCAAAGAACAAAAGAAAUAAUAUUUCUAUUUGUGUAUAUAUGUUCUUCUUCUUCAUCUUUUUUUUUUAAGUCAUUUGUAAAUUUUUAUUAUGAAGUUAUUAUUGCCAUUAGAUUAUGAAUCAUGGUGACACUUGAUGUUAUUGGUGAAUUACUGAUGCAUUUUAGAUGAUUUCUUCCUCUUUCCUUCCUCCCUUUCUUCUUAUUUCUUGUUUUCCCUGUUGUCACGUAACACUGGAAUUCUACCAGUCUUUUGAAAGGGCACUGACUUGGUUUUAUCCAAAUAAAUGUCAGUCUUCUUCAAAAACCUGUUGUCUGCUGCUCUCAAACUCUUUGGUUGUCAAUAUUGUGCCAGUGUAGAGGCUCAGAACUUUUAGUCUGUUGUAAGUGACCUCAAUUAUCAGCUGGUCAGUCUACCUAAUUUAAACAUUUGUAAUGGUAAUUGUAAUCAGAUGUGAUAUGAAACUUGGGUAAUAUUAUAUUUAAUGGACAAAGCCAGCUUCAACUUGUGGCGGGAGUAACCUAAUUGUCAGUGUAGUAGUUAAAUAAGUGUUCUCUGUUUACUGUUGCAGUAAAAUCUCUGGUAAUUUAUGUCAUGUAUAAGUUUUUUUUUCAGCACGUAUAUGUACAUGUUUGAGACUAUGUAAUUAUUUUUAAUGGGUUGUGAUGUAGAUAUGGAUACUGGUAAUGUUAGCACACAUAUCAGUUUGUUAAGGUGAUGAUUCAGAGUUUGAAGGUGCUGAUUGUAAAUGUAUUUAGUCAUGCACUGUAAAAGUAUUGUGCCUUUCAAUGUAUUGUUCUUUACAUAGCUGCUGCUCGUUUUGAAAAUUUUAUUUAAUCAGAUCUUGCAGUGUGUUUGCCUUUUCUCUUGCCAAUUUUAUUCUCUCACUAAGAACUUGAGUGGAUAAGUUCUAUAUACACAGUGUGUUAAGCUGCACAAUGAAUAUAUAUGCCUUGUAACUAAUAGUGCCAUCUGUGCAAUGUUCUAUACAACACUUGCUUUACAUUUUAAAAGCUGUGUAUUGCACGAUUAAGAUAAUGAACAAAGUAGCCAGCAUAUUACAUACUACCAAGUUAGUGCCAAAUAUAUCAAUGGAAAUAUAGUUUGUCCUAAUUAUUGGACCUGCUUUAGUGUGUGCCUGUGCGUGCAUUUAUUUACUUUUUUCUCUUCUUUUUCCUCUUAGGGAGAGAGUGGGGGUCAUAUUUAUUUGCUGGCAGUUAACCAAGUGAAAUGAUAGAAGCCUGUUUUAGGUUUCCAAGGAACUAGACUAAAAGAGAAUCAAGUAUGAAGAUUUACCUAUCCACAGAGAAUCUUUUAAUGCAAGUGACACAGUUUUUUUUUUUUUUUUUUUUUUUACAUAUAUGUAUAAGAUCUCUAUUUUCUUUUUUUCUAUUUUUGACAAAAGGUAUGACUUACACCUUACAUUAAAUAGGCAGGAUUUAAGGCGACAAUAACAACUGAUACCAUCAAAGCACAGGUCUAUUUGGUAUGUUUAAUCAGUGAAGAAGGGGCAUGGAUACCAAUUUUACUUUAUGUUGUUAUUACUAGGAUAUACUGAGAAUGGUAUCAUGGCCAAAUCAUUGGGGGAGAAUUUAUAUAUAUUUCAUUGAUAUAGUCCUGUUUUAUUGUUCAGAUGUUUAUAAGUACUACUACCAUAGAUAUGAAGGUAAUGCAUGGAUCAGUGUAACUUGAGUCAAUGUAUGAGCAGGCUGAAGUGACUGAGCUAGCUUCAUAUUUUUAGUGAUUAGUGUUUUUUUUUUAUAUCCAGUGAAAAUUACAGCAUUUUAAAAAUGUAUUUUCAGAACUAAUUAAGACAAUAUAUAAGCAUAUCUACAGACAGCCAUAAUAUGAUAUCUAUGAUAAUGAUGAUAGUAGUAAUAAGAAAGCAGAUUAUAAAAUCUUUGUCUUUUCUGUAUCUUUUUUUUUCUUUCUUUCUUUCUUUCUUUUUGUCCUUUGUUAGUUCAUAUUCUUGUUUUCCUUUUCUUUUCUUUUCAUCUUUUUCAUUUUCAUCGCCCUAUUUCCUUUUGUAAAAAGUUGGAGAACACAUGGUCGGUCUCAUUCAUAUGAAAACUGUAUCUUUUUUUGUUCCACUGUGAAAUAUAUACUUGGAGCAUUUGCAGUACCACAUUGGCUGUAUGGUGAUGGACGCUGGCGGAAAAAAAAUGCAUUUUUUAAGUUUUUGAGCUUUAAUACUUUGAUAAAUACAAAGCUUUGGAGAUAUUAUAUUUUUCCUUUAGCCAGGGAAUUGUAACUUCUUGACCCAACCAUGGAAUUAAGUGAAAUGAACAAGGAUGAUAUUAAAAUUGUUAAUAUAGAUUAUCCUUAUUGAAUUAUUAUCACUUAGGUUUUAUGAGAAUUGUUUUUAUGGGUAUCAUGCAAUUUUUGUCUUUCAUUUGAUUUAUCUUACAUACCAGUUUAGAAAAAUGUGUUAUAUUGGUAACAAUAUUACUCAAUGUUGCUAAUCAUGAUUGUAAAUCUAUACUUUUCAGAUGAUAAUAAAUUGUGCUUAUUUCA